Messenger RNA from Neopsephotus bourkii (Bourke's parrot), 4726 nucleotides. RefSeq names its product anoctamin 6 (gene ANO6). Lineage: Eukaryota; Metazoa; Chordata; Aves; Psittaciformes; Psittacidae. The record is from RefSeq and is a predicted model, not a curated record. The transcript has 20 exons. Gene Ontology annotation, cellular component: plasma membrane. Gene Ontology annotation, molecular function: chloride channel activity; protein dimerization activity. Gene Ontology annotation, biological process: calcium activated phosphatidylcholine scrambling; chloride transmembrane transport; calcium activated phosphatidylserine scrambling. The coding region runs from base 66 to 2801 and encodes 911 amino acids.
GGCUCGGGGCGGGCUUGGCUCCCGGCGGCGGGAGAGCGGGAGCGGGGGCCCGCAACGGCGGCACCAUGAAUGCGGAGAACCAAGAUGUGCUGCUGGAUCUGGAGGGGGAGGAGGAGGAGGGGGAGGAGGAAGAUGAUGAUGAUGGAGAGACCGUCUUGGAACUGAACAAGGUGAUUAUUCCCACUUAUGGAACCGUGCCGGAUCAGCAAAACCUUCACACUCCUGAAUGGGUGGAUUUUGAUGGUAAGCCUGACUCCUUGUUCUUCAGUGAUGGGCAACGAAGAAUUGACUUUGUUUUGGUGUAUGAAGAUGAAAGUAGAAAAAUGACUCAUAAGAGGAGUGAUCGUAAAAAGCAAAAGAGGAAGAGACAAGUAUAUGAAUCAAACCUGAUAAACAACGGCUUGCAACUUGAAGCAACGAGAUCGGUUUUGGAUGAAAAACUUAUUUUUGUGAAAGUGCAUGCACCUUGGGAAGUGCUGUGCACAUAUGCUGAGGUUCUGCACAUCAAAUUGCCCCUGCAGCCCAAUGACCUGAAAACCCGAGACUCAGCUUUCAACUGGUUUAGCAGACUCUUCAGAGUGGAUGAAAAUAUCAUCAAACCUGAGCAAGAGUUUUUCACUGCCCCUUUUCAAAAGGAGCUUUUGUCCAACUUUUAUGUCCAAGACAAAGACACGUUUUUCAAUCCUGCAACUAGAAGCCGAAUUGUUCAUUUUAUCCUGUCCCGUGUGGAAUAUGCAACCAAAAAUAAUGUGAAAAAGUUUGGCAUUAACAAAUUACUGGACACUGGAAUCUACAAAGCAGCAUUUCCCCUUCAUGAUUCUAGUUUUAGGCACCUGUCAACCGAUCCCAACUGCCCAAGUGAACGAUACCUUCUCUACAGAGAAUGGGCUCAUCCCAAAAACAUUUUCAAACUGCAGCCCCUGGAUUUCAUCAGGAAAUACUACGGCGAGAAAAUUGGAAUCUACUUUGCUUGGCUGGGCUUUUAUACUAACAUGCUGAUCAUAGCUGCGAUUGUAGGAGUUGGCUGUUUUCUGUAUGGAUGCCUGACAAAGGACAACUGCACAUGGAGCCAAGAAGUAUGUGAUCCCAACAUAGGAGGUAAAAUCAUAAUGUGCCCUCAGUGUGAUAAAGUAUGUACCUACUGGAACCUCACCAUCACUUGUGAAUCAUCCAAGAAACUCUGUAUAUUUGAUAGCUUUGGAACACUGGUGUUUGCAGUAUUUAUGGGAAUAUGGGUUACUUUGUUUCUGGAGUUUUGGAAGCGACGGCAGGCUGAACUGGAGUAUGAAUGGGACACAGUUGAGUACUUAGAGCAAGAAGAACAAGUUCGCCCAGAAUAUGAAGCUCGGUGCACUCAUGUAGUAAUGAAUGAAAUCACACAGCAAGAAGAACACGUGCCAUACACUGCCUGUGGGAAGUGCAUGCGGAUGACUUUCUGUACGAGUGCUGUCUUCUUCUGGAUUCUUUUGAUUAUUGCUUCAGUUAUUGGAAUCAUUGUCUAUAGGCUCUCGGUUUUCCUGGCAUUUUCUGCAACGUUGUCACAGCACAUUAGUGGAACAGACGCAAUCCGCAAGUACCUGACUCCACAGACAGCCACUUCAGUAACUGCUUCACUCAUCAGCUUUGUAGUCAUUAUGGUUCUCAACAUUGUCUAUGAAAAAGUGGCAAUCCUGAUUACUGACUUCGAGCUUCCAAGGACACAAACUGAUUAUGAAAACAGUCUGACCACAAAGAUGUUCUUGUUUCAAUUUGUCAACUACUAUUCUUCAUGCUUCUACAUAGCCUUCUUUAAGGGCAAAUUUGUAGGUCACCCUGGAAAUCCAGUUUAUUGGCUAGGAAAGUAUCGCAAUGAAGAGUGUGAUCCAGGUGGAUGUCUCCUUGAGCUCACAACUCAGCUUGCCAUCAUAGUAGGAGGUAAAGCAAUCUGGAACAACAUUCAAGAAGUGCUUCUUCCUUGGGUGAAGAAUCUAAUCGGAAGAUACUGUGCAGCUGCUAGAUCAGAAAAAGUCAUUCCACGCUGGGAACACGACUACCACCUGCAGCCCAUUGGAAAACUUGGACUGUUUUAUGAGUAUCUUGAAAUGGUUAUACAGUUUGGCUUUGUCACUCUGUUUGUGGCAUCGUUCCCCCUGGCUCCUCUUCUGGCCCUUAUUAACAACAUGUUGGAAAUCCGGUUGGAUGCAUGGAAGCUGACAACCCAGUUCAGGCGCAUGGUUCCACAGAAGGCGCAAGAUAUCGGUGCCUGGCAGCCUAUCAUGCAAGGGAUAGCCAUUCUGGCUGUGGUCACCAACGCUAUGAUCAUUGCUUUUACGUCUGAUAUGAUUCCUCGCCUGGUUUAUUACUGGUCCUUUUCAGUCCCUCCUUAUGGGAGUCACAGCAGUCACACUAUGAAAGGGUAUAUAAACAGUACACUUUCUGUCUUCAAUAUAUCAGACUUCAAGAAUGCAAGCAAGCCAUUUUCCCCGUGGUUUGUAAACCAAACAUGCAGAUACCGGGAUCUCCGCUACCCUCCUGGUCACCAGCACCAGUAUGAGCAUAACAUAUACUACUGGCAUGUCAUUGCAGCCAAGCUGGCAUUCGUCAUUGUUAUGGAGCAUGUCAUAUACUUUGUGAAGUUCAUUAUUUCAUACUUAAUUCCGGAUGUAUCGCAAAAGACCAAGAGCCAGGUCAAACGAGAGAAGUACCUAACACAGAAACUCUUGCAUGAGAGCGAUCUCAAAAUUGUGAAGAAAACCAUGGGCAAAAUAGCCGACAAAAUUAUCCAAGGAGUUGACAGCACUUUCCGACCUAAAGCUGACUAAGUACUUUUUUAUAUGGAAUAACAGUAUUUAGCCAACUAAUACCUGUCCAGGUAUUGCCAAUAGCUAACCAAACACUUUGGAUUAAUUCCCUUUACUAAGCAUUGUUUCUUGCAGCUGUUAUCUCCUCAUUUACCUCUUGCCCUUGGACAAAAGCAACCACUGCAACUCAGAUAAGAGCUAUCAAUUUUUUAAACAGCUUUAGUAGGACAUACAUACUUUUUUAACAUGUGAAGAUAAAAAUUAUCUAUCAUAUCACGACGAUGAACAUUAAUUCUGAAAUACAUAGAGUGCUUUCCACUUUAGGCAAGAGCUAUUAGAUCUCUUCUUUUGACUUGAAUAAAACCUUAAGAACACGAAGGAUUUGCUGUAAGAAUAACAUCAUGCCUUUUGAAAGAGUUGUGACUGCUUGCUUGCUAAUGCAGACCCCAACUAUAAAAUGAAGAGAAAAAGACAAAACAUGAAGGAAAAAGAAGGAAAAUACAGCUCAAAAUCAUGUUGUUAAGCCAUUGAAAUUGACAUAUUAAGCACUGUUGUGUGCUACACUGAAUUCGCUAUGCAUACUGAGACUUAAAUGGAUAACAAGAUAUUUCAAUUAAUCAUGGACUUGGAUCACAAGAAGCAGCAGGACUGUAAGCCCAUCCUGUUCAUCAAUCUCUCUGUAAACAGGAGAAUUGUCCUUAAAAUCAAUGCACACAAACUGACUUUACAGCACUCCAAGUGAGUACAAAACUCAGGCAUUUUAUCUUUCCUUAGUCAAUGUACUUUCAUUAGUUCACUUGCCCAUUCUGCUCUCAAUGACCACAGACUUGAAGGUAUCCUUACCUGUAACAGUAAUGGGUGUUAAACUCCUAACAGUAAUGAGUGUUAAAAGUCUUUUCACGUAGUAAAUCAAUAUUUGUGGAGGGCUGUCUUUUGUGUUUGUCCCACACUGUGCCUUUCCCUGAGAUUUUGACACAGGAAGAAUGUGCAGCUGGACUUGUUGGGAUACAACAUUGCAUGAUAAAGUGAAUUCUGACAAGACCAUGAGUCUAUUGAAACUCAGGAUUGGAAUGAACCGUUUAAUAUGCCUUAACCAUGUUAUGAAGCUUUAAAUAACUAGGAAGGAAGUUAGAGGUGUGGAUGCAAGUGCUAGAGCCAUCAAUCAUCUUCAAAUUAGGCUGCAGAUCUGCUUGGUUAUAUUGGCUCCAGUUGCAAACUGGGAGAUAGGGAAUUAUAGAUUAGGCAUGUAUGUAGAGCUCUGCUUUGUGUCUGCACCAGUGAUAUUCCAGGUUAUCAUUUGCUUUCUCGUUUAACAGCUUUAGUGGACCAAUUUCGGAAAUCCUGAAAGUCAGAAUCUUGUUAAAAAAGCAAAACUGUGCCCGUACUCUGUAAACCAGGUGAUUAUUGUUGCAUUUGUAAUUUUGUACUCUUCUUAAAUGUAAUAGAUAUGCAGAAAUUUUAGUCAGAUUAUUCAUAUAGCUUUUUAUAUGUUAAGAAGUUCAUUUGCAGAAACUAAGUAGCAUUUAUAAGCAUUUUUGUUCCAUUAAUAAUGAGAAGGAAUCAUACAUCUGAAUUUUGUAGCAGAGCUUCCAGGUACUGACUGCUGUGUACCUCGAGCAUAUCCUUUGAAUCAGAAUAAUUUAGGUUGGAAAAGAACUUUAAGAUCAUCAGUUCCAACCAUUAACUAUCACUGCCAAGUCCACCACUACACCAUGUCCCUAGGCACCACAUCCACAGGUCUUUUAAAUACCUCCAAGAAUGGUGACUCGGGCAUUUCCCUGGGCAGCAUGUUCCAGCGAUUGACAACCCUUUCAGUGAAGAAAUUUUUCUAAUAUCCAAUCUAAACCUCCCGUUGUGCAAUUUGAAGCUGUUUCCUCUUGUCCCAUCACUUGUGACUUGGAAGAAGAGACCAACACCCACCUUAGCACAACUUCCCGUCACGUAGU